Molecule: messenger RNA, 2436 nt
Organism: Papaver somniferum (opium poppy)
Lineage: Eukaryota; Viridiplantae; Streptophyta; Magnoliopsida; Ranunculales; Papaveraceae
Product: FRIGIDA-like protein 3
Exons: 7
Coding region: 142-2067 (641 amino acids)
Source: RefSeq, a predicted model, not a curated record
UAGGGGCAGAGUUUAGAAAGGGAAAGUAAUGACAAUGAGAGGGGAAGAAGACGAACAACAGUUAAAAAAUUGAAGGAUACUACUCACCGAGUUAACUCAUCAACUCCUUUUCAACUCUCAAGAGUCCAUAAUUCUUGAAUCAUGGUUGAAUGUCUGCGCAGUGGACAACAGAAUUCCACCAACCUUCUUCAGGUUGAAGCCUGUCAAAAGUGCGGUGUCAGCGGUUAUGCAGAUCUUUUAGUAUAUUGCGAUGUGUGCCAGAUUUCUGCUGAGCACGUAUAUUGUUUGGAUACAAUAUCUAAGGUUACUCAAAAGGUGGUCCAAUGGUCAUGUGAGCAGUGCGUACCGCUAUAUUUCCACAAGCAAAUUAGUUUGAGACCAUCCCAAAUAGUUGAAGAAACAAAUGGCAAACAGCUGCGAGAUAAUGACAAUGUAUAUGCACAUAGAAUUACUGAUCAUCCGCAGAGUGUGGAGAAUCUCUUGCCGAACAGUCAACUCAAUCAGCAGACACUCACAGAUGAUGCAGAAGCAGUUAGAUCUAUUAGUAAAAAAUCUUUUUCGGAACAAAAAAAAAGAUUUUGUAAGCAAGAAGAAGAAGGAAAAAAAAAAAAAUUUGGUAAGGCACUCGUCGAACAAGAAGCUCAGACGAAUGUUUCUGUAAGCAAUGUUCAGUACAAGGAAAUUGAAGAAUACUUUGAAGACAAGACGGGAUGGUUGAAAAAUAAGUUCAACGAGUUAGAGGUGAUUGAAAAGGCGUUUGUGGAGAAGAAAUCUGAGAUGCGUGCACUUAUUGCUAAGAAAGUGGCAACCGUCGAUGUUGAAGAACAAGCUAUGCUUGAUCGGGUUCAGGAGCAGGAAGACAUUGCUGUUGCUGCUAUUAUAGGGGCACGAAAAAAAAUCAUCGCUAACAGAGUGGCAACUGUUAAAGAACAAGCUAUGCUUGAUCGCGUUCAGGAGCAGAAGGGCAUCGGUGUUAUAGAGGCACAGAAUAAUUCAAGUAUACAUACUGUUGGUUGUUUAGAUCGACAACAAUGUCUUAGGCAAUUUUGCCAAGACAUGGACGCAAAAAGUCUUAUGAAUUACAUUAUGGAGCAUAAGAACUAUAUGGGUGCAGUGUGUGGUGAAAUUCCUGUAGCUUUGAAAAGUGCACCUGAGCCUGCCCAUCUGGUGUUGGAUUUGCUGAAAGGAUUCUACCCUUCUCCUGGUCCAGCCACAUCUUGUGUAAAAGAGAGCAGGAGAGAUUCCGAAGACCGUGAGUGCAUACACAGAUCAUGUUUGAUGUUGAUUGAAUCUGUUGCCCCAUUGGUGUUAGGUGGUGAUGAACUUCUGGACCAUAAAACCAAGAGGAGAGCCAAGGUAAUUGCCGAUGAUUGGAAGUUUAGGUUGGGCAGCUGUGAUCCUACCUGUAGGAAUUCUUCUCUGGACGUGGAGGUGUUUCUGAAGUUACUUACAGUAUUUAAAAUUACUACAGAGAUUGAUGAAGAAGAACUUUGCAAGUUUGUUCUUGCUGUUUCUCAUCGUCUCCACAUUCCUGAUCUCUGCCAUUCUCUUGGCCUGACAAACAAAAUACCAGUUUUAGUUGAAGGAUUGAUCAGCCGCAGGAGACAGAUUGAUGCUGUUCAUUUUGUUCAAGCCUUCAAGCUCGAGGAAAGCUUCCCACCUGCGCCUCUUCUGCAAACCUACUUGAGGGACUUGAGGAGAGAUAUACAAAUAAAAAACACGAGCUCAGGAGGAGAUGUUAGAAUUAAGAAGAAAGCACAUAUGAAGGAGCUUGCCGCUAUAAAGAGUGUGAUCAAGUGCAUUGAAAAGUACAAACUUGAAGCAGAUUAUCCUCUUUAUCCACUGCGAAGACGACUGAUUCAGCUAGAGGAUUGGAGAUAUAAUGAGAAGAGAAGAAUGUGUGGGGAUUUGAUGAUAAAUGAAGUACGAAAGAAGGCUCGAGUAGAUGAUGGAAGAAAAUAUGAGUCUUACAGGCAUCCUUUGGACCCACUAGCUUACAGCAAGAGGAAUUUAUCUUUACAUAGGAACUACAGAAUGGAGCCAUCAUCUCCGCGUAACAGCCAUUAAUAUUUUUGACUAUUGAAGGGCUGAUUUUGGAUUUCUAACUUGGGGACAGGUUGCUGAUGUGUAGUGAAAAAACAAGCUCAAGUUCUUUUUGGUCAGUCAUGGUGUGUGCAUGCCAUAGGUAACCCUACAAAUAUCUCAGGUUUACUAACCGGUCGAGACCUGCAUUUAGGGUAUUUAUUGUGUAACUUUUGGGAUAGUUUGUCCAAGAGAGUCUAGUUCUCAGUGUUAUGAGCACCUUUUUUUUUUCUUCUACUAAUAAUGUAUAGCUAAAAGCUCGACAUACUAUUUAGCUGUAAAUAGCAUUGCCUAUGUAUUUUUCUUUUCUUUACAUUUUAUACUACUCUAACAAAGCCUGGGUGACUCGUCUGG